Molecule: messenger RNA, 2638 nt
Organism: Arabidopsis arenosa
Lineage: Eukaryota; Viridiplantae; Streptophyta; Magnoliopsida; Brassicales; Brassicaceae
Source: the annotation of a GenBank genome assembly
GCUGAGGAACCAAUGAAAUUGAGGAUGCACAAGAUUAAGCUAGAUCACCGUGCGUUUUCUGUUUCUGUACUGAUAAAGUGAGAUAAUUAGUGUUUUAGUGUUACUGUUGUUUUUGAAGAAGCGUGUUGUUGUUGUAGUUUGAAUAAAAGAAGAUUGUUUCAGCAAUGGCCAAUCGCGAUUUGAUGCUUGGACAAAAUCGUAAUAUCGGUAUUGGGCAGGGUCAAUCUUUGGUGCUUGGCCACAGCCACAGUCUAGGGCUUGGUCAAAACCAUGUUGAUGUGGAGCUCGGCCAAGGUCACAAUAUGGAUUUAGGGCAUGCUCAUCAUGAUCAUGAUCAUGAAAUUGAUUUAGGGAAUCCUCAUGAUGAUCAUGAGCUAGGCUUAGGAAAUAGUGAAGAUCAGGAUGGAGAGGAUCAUCAUCAUCACGAUUAUAUGAACGAGAAUGAAAUCUCCGUGGAUCAAAAGCCUGGACACGACGAUGUUGAUCCCGAUCUGGUUCUUUCCUCGCAUAACCAUGACUUUUCAUUGUCAGAUAAUAAUAAUCAGUUGGUGGUUGGGGAAAACCAUGAACUAGACGACAAUCUGGAAUUAGCCGUUGACUCAAGUCAUGAACUUGAAAUUGAUCAACAUGGUGAAAUGGUUAUGGUUAGCACUCCGGUUCAAGCCCGAGCGCUUACUGCUGACAUGACUUACCAACUUACGGUUGGACAAGAGUUUCCAGAUGUAAAGAGUUGCCGUAGAGCACUGAGAGAUAUGGCGAUUGCUCUUCAUUUCGAAAUGCAGACAAUAAAAUCUGACAAAACUCGUUUCACUGCUAAGUGUUCGAGUGAUGGAUGUCCAUGGAGAGUUCACGCUGCAAAGCUCCCCGGGGUUCCAACUUUCACAAUCAGAACGAUCCAUGAAAGCCAUAGCUGUGGAGGAAUAAAUCAUUUGGGUCAUCAACAAGCUUCAGUUCAGUGGGUUGCUAGCUCAGUUGAGCAACGACUUCGUGAGAAUCCGAAUUGUAAACCUAAAGAGAUUCUUGAAGAGAUACACCGGGUUCACGGAAUCACCUUAUCGUACAAACAAGCUUGGCGUGGUAAAGAAAGAAUCAUGGCAACUAUGCGCGGAUCUUUUGAAGAAGGGUAUCGAUUACUUCCGCAAUAUUGCGAGCAGGUUAAAAGGACGAAUCCGGGAAGCAUUGCUGCGGUUUAUGGAAGUCCAGCUGAUAAUUGCUUCCAGCGUCUCUUCAUAUCAUUUCAAGCUUCAAUUUAUGGGUUUCUAAAUGCUUGUCGACCGCUUCUUGGAUUGGACAGGACAUAUUUGAAGAGCAAGUAUUUGGGCACUUUGCUUCUUGCUACUGGAUUCGAUGGAGAUGGUGCUUUGUUUCCGCUGGCGUUUGGGAUUGUAGAUGAAGAGAAUGACGAGAAUUGGAUGUGGUUUUUGUGCGAGCUUCAUAAUCUUCUUGAAACCAAUACCGAGAAUAUGCCGAGACUCACGAUUUUGUCGGAUAGACAAAAGGGAAUAGUGGAAGGUGUGGAACAGAAUUUCCCAACUGCGUUUCACGGUUUUUGUAUGCGACAUUUGAGCGAAAGCUUCCGCAAGGAGUUUAACAACACAAUGCUAGUCAAUUAUCUGUGGGAAGCUGCUCAAGCUCUAACAGUAAUUGAGUUUGAAGCCAAAAUACUCGAAAUUGAAGAGAUUUCUCAAGAUGCAGCUUACUGGAUCCGGCGAAUCCCUCCUCGGUUAUGGGCUACCGCGUAUUUUGAAGGACAACGGUUUGGACAUUUAACCGCAAAUAUAGUCGAAUCCCUGAACUCAUGGAUCACUGAAGCAUCUGGACUUCCUAUAAUUCAGAUGAUGGAAUGCAUUAGGAGACAACUAAUGACUUGGUUCAACGAACGGCGUGAAACCAGUAUGCAAUGGACUUCGAUACUCGUCCCAACUGCUGAGCGGCGUGUAGCCGAGGCUCUUGAGCUUGCAAGAACCUAUCAGGUGCUUCGAGCCAAUGAAGCAGAAUUUGAAGUUAUUUCUCAUGAAGGAAACAACAUAGUGGAUAUCAGGAACCGGUGUUGUCUCUGUCGGGGUUGGCAGUUAUAUGGUUUACCUUGUGCACACGCCGUGGCGGCUCUUCUUUCUUGUAGACAGAAUGUUCAUAGGUUCACUGAGAGCUGUUUUACUGUGGCUACAUAUAGGAAGACUUAUUCUCAGACGAUUCAUCCGAUUCCAGAUAAAAGUCUUUGGAGAGAGCUUUCUGAAGGAGAUCCAAACGUGAACAAAGCUGCUCUUGAUGCUAUUAUAAACCCUCCAAAGUCUCUGAGACCGCCUGGUAGGCCGAGGAAAAGACGGGUUCGAGCUGAAGAUAGAGGACGAGUGAAGCGGGUUGUGCAUUGUAGCCGGUGUAACCAGACCGGACAUUUCAGAACCACUUGUGCUGCACCAAUAUGAUUUGCAACGACAUCAUACUCUCUGUAUGUUUUACCAGUAAGUGUCUUGGCUGUUUUAGGAAAAUGUUAGUAUCCUCAUUGUAUUCACAGGUCUGAUGUGUGUGUGGAUUUCUCUGACAGGAACGAUACCGCGGACUCGAGUGAGUUAACGGAAAAGAAGCAAAACCGCAGGGGUAAACUCUGCUCAGUGUACUAUAAAAAUUCGAUCUUUCU